Messenger RNA from Cynoglossus semilaevis (tongue sole), 1631 nucleotides. It is a transcript of the gene ppox, whose product is annotated as protoporphyrinogen oxidase. The transcript is spliced from 14 exons. Gene Ontology annotation, molecular function: protoporphyrinogen oxidase activity, oxygen as acceptor. Gene Ontology annotation, biological process: heme biosynthetic process. Gene Ontology annotation, cellular component: mitochondrial inner membrane. Lineage: Eukaryota; Metazoa; Chordata; Actinopteri; Pleuronectiformes; Cynoglossidae. The record is from RefSeq and is a predicted model, not a curated record. The coding region runs from base 139 to 1566 and encodes 475 amino acids.
AAGUCAAUCAGUAUCACAUGUGAGCUGCUUGUGUCAUGAAGAACACAGGUAAAAACUGUUUUUUCUGGAGCUGGUGAAGACGCACAAAACCGAACACCAACACCGCGGACUGAAGGCUUAACGUCACAGAAAGAGCCAAUGAGAGCCGUUGCAGUCCUCGGAGGAGGGAUCGGGGGUUUGGCCUCCUCCUAUUACCUGUGCAAAAACCCACAGGUUACCAAGGUCAUUCUGUUAGAGUCCAGCAGCCGUUUUGGGGGUUGGCUCCAGUCCACCAGGAGGGCAGAUGGAACCGUGUUUGAACAUGGACCCAGAGGAAUACGAUCUUUGGGGGCAGUGGGACGCAACACAUUAAAUAUGGUUGAAGACCUGGGUCUAGAGCCAGAGCUUCUUUCUGUUAACAGUCGUCAUGUUGCCUCUAGGAACAGGUUUCUAUAUAUUCAUGGGCAGCUCCACUCUCUGCCAAAAGGAAUCAGUGGACUUUUGAGGACAAACCCACCCUUCUCCCGUCCUCUCCUGUGGAAUGUUGUCAACGAAUUAUUGGUGAAGAAGUCUGAUAAGGAUGAUGAGUCUGUUCACUCAUUUUUUUCACGUAGGCUGGGAGCGGAGCUGGCAGAUGUGGCUGUGGACUGUUUGUGUCGCGGUGUGUUUGCAGGUGAUAGCAAGAGGCUGAGUAUUCGCUCUUGUUUGCCCAUGUUGUACAACGCUGAGCAGCGCAGAGGUUCCGUGAUCCUGGGGAUGCUGCUGGGCUCAGAUCCUGGUCCUGUGGUCUCCUCUGGUCCUCUGGCUCAGAGAUCUAUAAAAGAGUGGUGGAGUCAGUGGUCACUGAGGAGAGGAAUGGAGAGUCUAGCAGAAACCAUCUGUGAAUUUCUUCAACAGAGCGGCAGAGUGGAGCUUCACACAGAUGCCGCUGUUCAACACAUCAGCCCCUCAGCCUCUGGUUGGACAAUUCAGCUGGAGGAUGGCGUGGUAUCUGCUGAUCACAUCAUCUCUGCACUUCCUGCCAAAGCUCUCUCCUCCGUGCUCCCAUCCUCCUGUGAACCACUGAUUCGGGAGCUGCAAGAAAUCAACUUUGUAACUGUGGCUGUGGUCAACCUGGAGUAUGAAGGUUGUGUUCUACCACUGAUGGGCUUUGGUCACCUGAUCCCAUCCUGGGAGGAUCCUGCUGUAAUGGGGAUUAUCUAUGACUCUGUUACCUUCCCUGAACACAACAGACCGGAUGGACUGACCACGAGACUGACGGUGAUGAUGGGCGGGGCCUGGUUCCAGGAUGAGUUCGGUUCUCCUGAAACGGUGACGGAGGAGCGUCUGUUAGCCAGAGCUGCUGAGGCAGUGCGCAUCCACCUGCAGGUCAACACUGCGCCCUGCUGGAGUCGAGUGGUUCUGCAAAAGGACUGUAUACCUCAGUACUACCUGGGACACCACAGGAGAGUAGAGUCCAUGUGCAGCUUCAUAAAGGACAAUAACCUCUCCCUGUCUCUGGUCGGUGCCUCCUUCAACGGCGUAUCAAUAAAUGAUGUCAUCUUCAGUGGAAGGACAGCUGUAGACGAGUUGUUAGGGACGACAUGAAGACGUCCAUGCUUGGACCCAUGAAGAAAAAGUAAAGGUUCCACUGAACAUUCUUCUGAACUUUC